Messenger RNA from Fukomys damarensis (Damara mole-rat), 400 nucleotides. Its product is annotated as testis-expressed protein 54-like. The transcript has a single exon. The coding region runs from base 95 to 400 and encodes 101 amino acids. NCBI's taxonomy places the organism in Eukaryota, Metazoa, Chordata, Mammalia, Rodentia, Bathyergidae. The record is from RefSeq and is a predicted model, not a curated record.
CCUCCCCACUCGCUGUGUCUUAAUCCUUGUGGAGGGGGCGCACACGUCAUAGAGGCUGCGUUGUGCCCGGCGAGGGCCACAAGCGUCAGUGGCCAUGGGCUGCUGCCAGGACAAAGUCGCAGAGGAGACCCCGGUGCCCAAAACGAGGCCACUCCAGAGGGAUGGCCCUGGAGCCCGCGCCGCCAGACCCGCGGGGGACGAGAAGGACGCCCGAGGCUGCCGGGACCGCAGGUCCGAGGACAGCUUCCUGAUCACUGUGCUGUGGCAGCGGCUCUCCAUGUUCAGCCGGCGGAGCUCCGCGCGGUCUACCGCGCGACAUUCGGAAGUGAUCCAGAGGCAGGAGGACACCAUCCAAGAGGGCAAGCAGGAGGACAGCCAGGAGCAGCCGGAGAAAGGAUGA